GAUAAUUACAGAAGCCUUUUCCGAGAUCACUAUCCCUAACCUUAAUACGUAUCCUGUGCUCCUUGUCCUUCCGGUGCAGGAUCGUUUUAUUAGCAAGGAUAGAAAAACAAUCACACCAAGGAAGUGGAGGUAAGCCUCCUCCAAAAAAAAAAAAGCAAGGAUUCAGUCUAGCGAGGCUUCACAGACUCACUUAUUAAAAUUUACCUUAUUUCCUUUGUGACUUACGAUUAUUGUUUUUGCACAUCACUUUAACCUUAUUUAAAAGAAAUUGUGCACGCUUGUGUUAAUUAGACGCAAAAAAUACACACGAACACCUCUGUUUCACCACGAUAUUACGUUUCCCUCCUGCGACUCAUAACGUCUAGUUUAGUCUAACAACGGUGAGAGGUGGAGGAAGAAGAGGGUGCUUGGGUGGGGUGCCGUCCAAAGCAUAAUGGCAUUCCCAUUGACACCGGAGCCGACCGACAGAAUUCAAAGUGGAAGCAGCGAGGGAGGCGGUGUGUUCGUGCCUCUGGACACCCUGACUACCAACGCGGUUAACCGAGGCCUGUCCGAUCUUCACGUGCCCACGUGGCUAGGGUUGUUAGCCUCGAAUAUCGCCGCCCGCACGGUUAUUUUUCACCCCCUGCAGCUCUCUGUAGUGCGUAAGCGUGUGACACGGGCUGAGAAGCCGCCGAGCGUGCUCACACAGCUAAGGGCGGCGUACAAAGGCGGUGUGGUGACAUUUCCAUCACCCGUCUGCAGGGGUGGUUCCACUAGCGCAUAUCCUCUUCAAAACCCUUUAUUACCCUGUGAUUUAGGAAAAGGUGGUGUUCGCGGAUGCUAUCGUGGUCUCGGUACUGCUCUAUUAGCAAAUUUAAUUGGAGAAGUUUCAUACUUAUUUACACUAGAGACUUUUAUGGAUCGGAUAGCGCGUUCAACUACCUCGUCUUAUGAGCAAACGUUAGCUCUUCACCAAGGGUUCAAUAAUGCUCAACGCGAUAUCAACAACUUAACGUAUCGAACUCAAGAUAAGGAGGGGUUUUGUACCCCAAGUAUCGCGGCAGCUCUGGGGGCCAUGCUGGGAGACCUUGUCUCGCUCAUCAUUAUUACCCCUGCUGUCAUAGUCUGUAAUCGACAGAUGACUGCGGGUUAUGGUAUGACCUCUAGCAACAGUUAUAAGUCUAUGUUUAGUACUUUCAAUGAAGUGUGGAAUUUACACCAACUUUAUCCCAGGCCGUCAAAAAUGGUCAAUAGUAAUUCUUUCUACUCCAAAACAACAUGCGUAUCACGUUGGGUAUGGUUAAAAAAUGGAUUCAAUGGCAUUUAUAAGGGCUUCAAUGCAGGUCUUCUACGUAUUCCAUCCAGUGGCUGUUGGUGGGCAGUGUACACAAAGACGAAGGAAGCUAUGUACACGCUUGCGACACCGACUCUUAUUCAAUGGAAUGGAGAACGCAAUAGCGAAGAAAUUCGAAGCAUUAAAUUUUCAAAUGGUGAAACCACGGGUACUACGAGGUCUAUAUGGCAACACAACUGGUUUCUUUCACUAACUGAUAACCCUCUGCUCAACGCCACAGCUAGUGCUAUGGCUAGUGUUUGUACAACACUAUUAUUUAAUCCAAUUGCAGUUAUACAGACCCGUCUUCAGGUGCUCCCUGAGAAUUACUGGAACCAAAAACUUGCUGCUGCUGGCGUCAAGGCUGCCACACAAGAUGGAAUUGUGGGGGCUUCAGAUUCCAGGUUAGGCCUCAAACCUAUUAAAAGCCGUUCUAAUAUUCAUCCAUUCAAACGGAUUCAUAUAAUAGCUGUUGAUAUUUUGCAGAGAGAGGGGCUUCGAGCCUUCUUUAAAGGCUCCUCUGUGAAUGUUGCCGUAGCAGUGUUAGAUGGUCUCGUGUUUUCUUUCAUUUUUGAGUUCACAAAGCUUGGCAGUGAUAAGAACUUUAUCGCGAACAUCUCACCCGUCGAAGUUACUCCAGUAAAAGAGAUCAUAAAAGUGAAAGGAAAAGGGCACGACAUCUGGGAGUAA
Messenger RNA from Phytomonas sp. Hart1, 2005 nucleotides. The record is from the annotation of a GenBank genome assembly. NCBI's taxonomy places the organism in Eukaryota, Euglenozoa, Kinetoplastea, Trypanosomatida, Trypanosomatidae.